CAUGCCUGGACCUACCGGUCGGUCUACGCGCGGCAGCAGCUGCAGGAGGUGCCCGGGCUCAUGUCCAGGAUGGCGGCUCUGAUGGGACUCGACUUCCACGGAGAAAUCCCAGAUCCAGAGUCCGUGGAGCAGGUCCUGGAGGAGAUGUGGAAGUACAACCAGACCUACCAGCUCUCACAGGGGUCGGCAGAGCAGAAGGUUCCGGUGUGGUACAUCAUGGACGAGUUCGGGUCUCAGGUCCAGCACUCGGACUCGCCCUCGUGUGGACUCGCCCCGUUCUUCUGCGUCCCAGAGCAGGUCACCUACUCUGUCCUCUGGCCCCUGGAAGAUCUGGACCAGGACGACGAGGUGACGAGGGAUUACGCGUACGGGGAGACAAACCCGUUGAUAAGGAAGUGUCGACUGUUGCCGUGGAAACCCGCCGACCUCGACGACGUCAGCAGCGAAACAACGGAGCCUUCGGACGAAUAUUACCUGGCGAUCGCUCAAGAAAACAAAGAGCAGCUCCCGGUCGAGAUCGAAUCUUUCACUGUUCCUCACGACAGAGUCCUGAAAGUGUACUCGGAGCUCUCUCAGGUCAGUAAUAAUCUGACUCACCCUCGGUUUAAGUUGACGGACGAUCAGGACGAGGCCGACGUCAUCUGGGCCUACAACCACAUCAAGGACUUCAGGACUCUGAGUGAACUGCGUCCUCACGUCCUGCUGAACCAGUUCCCGUGCGAGAGCCUCCUCACGGUCAAAGACUGUCUGUCCGCCGUGUCCCGCCGGGUCAAGUCCGACUGGCUCCCGCUCACCUUCAACCUCCAGACCGAGCUGCCGCAGUUCAUCCGCUGCUUCCAGACCAGAGCCCAGAGAGGUGAAGACAACCACUGGAUCUGUAAACCCUGGAACUUGGCUCGAGGUUUGGACACUCACAUCAGCAACAACCUGAACUGCCUCAUCCGACAGAGAGAAAGUACACCAAAGGUACAGGAUAUUAUAACAGAAUAUGAUCUGAAAUAUAUAGGAAAAAUAACUGUACAAAGAGAGAGAGCAGGCCAAAGGUACGGAACUAUGUAAUAUAAUAUAAUAUGAUCUGAGGCCCCGUUCACACGAGUGUGUAUGUGAGUCCAGAUGUGAUGGGGACUGUGGGACUCCUGAAAACUCUGAUACUCUGAUGUAGGAGCUGGAGUCUCGUCCUGAUUGGACACGACACUGUGACUCGCUCCUUCUGAUUCUCUGGGUUUGUGACGUCGUCAUGUGACGAUAUUGAGGAAAACAGUUUAAACAAAAAACAGAGCAGCAAACUCAAACUCACAGAGGCCAAAAUUAAAAACUAAAGACUGGGACUAAGUCGUGGGUCAAAUUAAAUAUUUACUGACAAAUUUCAACAGCAUCUGCAUGUUUUCUCUUCUUUCGAGAUCUGUAAUGUUAAAUCUUUUCUUAUUAAAAUAAAUGUUUAAUAAUA
This is a messenger RNA of Boleophthalmus pectinirostris (great blue-spotted mudskipper), 1447 nucleotides long. Its product is annotated as tubulin tyrosine ligase-like family, member 12. The record is from RefSeq and is a predicted model, not a curated record. NCBI's taxonomy places the organism in Eukaryota, Metazoa, Chordata, Actinopteri, Gobiiformes, Gobiidae. The coding region runs from base 61 to 1059 and encodes 332 amino acids. The transcript is spliced from 7 exons. Gene Ontology annotation, biological process: protein modification process.